Messenger RNA from Jaculus jaculus (lesser Egyptian jerboa), 4052 nucleotides. RefSeq names its product far upstream element binding protein 3 (gene Fubp3). NCBI's taxonomy places the organism in Eukaryota, Metazoa, Chordata, Mammalia, Rodentia, Dipodidae. Gene Ontology annotation, molecular function: mRNA binding. Bases 466 to 1941 code for a protein of 491 amino acids. The transcript is spliced from 19 exons. Gene Ontology annotation, cellular component: cytoplasm; nucleus. Gene Ontology annotation, biological process: regulation of gene expression. The record is from RefSeq and is a predicted model, not a curated record.
AGCCGAGAGGCGGCGGCGGGGGCGGCCAUGGCGGAGCUGGUGCAGGGCCAGAGCGCUCCGGUGGGCAUGAAGGCUGAAGGCUUCGUGGAUGCCCUGCACCGAGUCCGGCAGAAGAGAAAAAUGACUGUGUGGUAGAAAAUCACCAGCAGGGAUCUCUUCAGGUCAUGCUGAGAGAUAAGGAAUAGAGUGGCCUCAGUUUUGUUGGAGGUCCCUGUCUCCUGCUUCCUGCAUCUGAACAGAGGCCUGUACUCACCUACCCUGAGCCCUGUGUCCUGGUCAUCAGUCCAGAUUGCUGCUAAAAUUGACUCAAUUCCUCACUUGAAUAAUUCCACACCUCUAGUGGACCCCUCCGUGUAUGGAUACGGAGUACAGAAGCGGCCCUUGGAUGAUGGAGUAGGUAACCAGUUAGGGGCCUUGGUACAUCAAAGGGCAGUAAUAACAGAAGAAUUCAAAGUGCCUGAUAAAAUGGUUGGAUUUAUUAUUGGCAGGGGAGGUGAGCAGAUUUCACGGAUUCAAGCAGAAUCUGGUUGCAAAAUUCAGAUUGCUUCAGAGAGUUCUGGGAUUCCAGAGAGGCCCUGUGUACUUACCGGAACCCCAGAAAGUAUUGAACAAGCCAAACGCCUCCUGGGGCAGAUUGUGGAUCGUUGUAGGAACGGACCUGGCUUCCACAAUGACAUGGAUGGCAACAGCACAAUCCAGGAGCUCCUCAUCCCUGCAUCUAAAGUUGGCCUGGUCAUCGGCAAAGGAGGGGAAACAAUCAAGCAGCUGCAGGAGCGGACAGGUGUGAAAAUGGUGAUGAUUCAGGAUGGCCCACUGCCUACAGGAGCAGACAAGCCUCUUCGCAUCACUGGAGAUCUAUUUAAAGUACAGCAAGCAAGAGAAAUGGUACUAGAGAUCAUCAGAGAGAAAGACCAAGCUGACUUCCGAGGGGUGCGUGGUGAUUUUGGAUCCCGGGUAGGAGGCGGCAGUAUAGAGGUAUCUGUGCCUAGGUUUGCUGUUGGGAUUGUGAUAGGAAGAAAUGGAGAAAUGAUCAAAAAGAUCCAGAAUGAUGCUGGUGUGAGGAUUCAGUUUAAACCAGACGAUGGGAUUAGUCCAGAAAGAGCAGCACAGGUCAUGGGUCCUCCAGACCGGUGUCAGCAUGCAGCCCACAUCAUCAAUGAGCUGAUCCUUACUGCACAGGAAAGAGAUGGCUUUGGAGGCCUGGCGGUAGCCAGGGGAAGAGGCCGUGGCCGUGGUGACUGGAGCGUGGGCACCCCUGGUGGCAUCCAAGAAAUAACAUACACAGUGCCAGCAGAUAAGUGUGGUCUCGUCAUAGGCAAAGGGGGCGAGAACAUCAAAAGUAUCAACCAGCAGUCAGGCGCACAUGUGGAGCUGCAGCGCAACCCGCCUCCUAACACUGACCCCAACCUGCGGAUAUUCACCAUCAGGGGUGCUCCUCAGCAGAUCGAGGUGGCCAGGCAUCUCAUAGAUGAGAAAGUUGGCGGUUCUGGCCUGGGAGCCCCCACAGCAUUCGGACAGAGCCCUUUCAGCCAACCUCCAGCUGCGCCUCAUCCCAACACCUUUCCUCCAAGGGGCUCGGGAUGCUUUCCCAACAUUGCUGCUAAAGUGAACGGAAACCCCCACAGCACCCCUGUGAGUGGUCCUCCGGCUUUUCUGACCCAAGGCUGGGGCAGUACCUACCAGGCCUGGCAACAACCUGCACAGCAGGUCCCAAGCCAGCAGAGCCAGCCGCAGAGCAGCCAGCCCGACUACAGCAAGGCCUGGGAGGACUAUUACAAAAAGCAGAGUCACACCGCCAGCGCUGCUCCUCAGGCCAGCUCCCCACCAGACUACACGAUGGCCUGGGCGGAGUAUUACAGGCAGCAGGUCGCCUUCUACGGGCAGACGUUAGGGCAGGCUCAGGCCCACAGCCAGGUCUGUAGCCAGUCCCCAGCACCGUGAAGCCUCCCAGAGCAGCCUUCGCCCUGUCUCCCUAGCUCUGUGCUUGCCUGGUCCCAGGCUGAGCACACUGAGCCGUGGGGACCCCCUCCUUGACCCAGGGAGUGGAAAAUUGCCCAUGCAGCUCCUAGAAGGAAGUACUGCUUUUCCCUCCAGCUGUGCCCAUGGCACCCAUGAGCAUUACCCAUAAGGUCCAGUGCUGAGUGCUGUUCUUCCUCUCUCUGGGCCCUAGUUUCCCUAAUUAAAUGAGUGUCAGACUUAUGCCUGGCACUGCUCAGUGCGACUUGGGACACUCAAGAAGCUGCUCUUGAAGAGGGUGUGGCUAGGUGGUAGCCUUUCCUGGGCAACAGUGGGUGGUGGCAGAGGCAGCAGUUCCUCCCCUUGGGGACCAAAUAGGUGGAGUGCUGACUCACCUUCUUCUUGCCUGAUAAUUUGCAGGGUCCUGCCCAACCAUAGGCCACGCAUAAUCUUAAAGCAGGACAAAGGCCAAGUGCUCCUGCAGAACACAUUUCAGGGGACCCCAUGCCAAUCACGCCUUUGAUUCCCUCCAGCCUGCUGUUUCCUGCCUGGCACUGUCUGGGCUGGGCCCUGAGGAGCAGCAUCAGGCCCGGUGGUGACCCAGGAGCAGUAGCACUCGCUCCCUCCCCUUCCCUAGUGCCCCUAGCCGGAGAGAACUGUCCUCCCCAGGGCUUUCCUGACCUGAGACCCUGAGGUGCUUAGAUCCACAGCGGUGCUUGGUGGUGUACAGCGCCUAUCACCUCCACCUGGCGCCAGGCUGACCCCUCUCCCUCCCCCCACAGGAGCAGUAGAUGGGCGUCUGCGGUGGCUCUUCCCUGAAAUCAGUGUGAGAGAAAACCUGUUUGUAACAGAGGUUUUUAGAUUUGCAGACCUUUUGAUGAAGAACCUUUGUUUUGUUCUGUGAAACACUAUAUUUAGAUUAACAGAAAUUUUCUAAAAAUCGGGAAAGUUAGUUACUAAAUAUUGCUGAUAAUUUCUGUGUCAUGAUUCUUGUUUGUCCCUUCAAAUGUAUGCGCUCUGGGGCUCUUUGGAGCACUACCUGCAAAGUCAGAUGCCAGAGCGUGCCUCACAGCAGACGCUUCAUCAGCACGGCAGGUUUGCUUUUGUCCUGGUCGCUCUUUAUUGACAGUUGUUUCUGUUGCAACAGAAAAGUGGCUUGGAAGUCUUAGGUGGUAUGUAACGAAAUCUUUUUUAAAAUUUUUAAACAGUAUUUAAAUAUUCUUAAAUGUGUAAAUUCAUUACGUGUUUUACUUCUAAUUUCUUGUAUCUUGGCUGCCUGGUUUUAUUGCAUUUAAAAAAACUGAACUAUUAUGUAUUGUAAUUAAUGAUGUGAAUUCUGAAUUGAGACAGGUAAUUGUGUCGCUGUCGAGCAGGGGCGGGGGGGCAUUCGUUAGGGUCUGUAACUUCUAGAGCUCGGGGGGAAUAUAAAAUGUGUCCGUGUGUUUAGCAUACGUAUUUUUAUGUCUCCAUUACUGGUUACGAUUGUGUAUCUAAGACCUCCAAGCUAGUUUUAAAAACAAAACAAAAGGCCUUUCUCUAUUCUCUCAGAAAUAUAAAUACUGUUAUUUUUUAAUAUUAAAAAGAAAUUCAAUAUAACUUUUAACAAACACUGUGGACAUUAAACCAUAUAAAAAUGUAGUAACUAUUUUUUAAUUCCAAGGUGUUUUUUGCUUUUUUCUUUUAAAUAUUUUCUUAAUAUUUGUCAAAUUAACUAGAUGAAUAAAUAAAUCUAGUAUUAACCACAGUAUGAAUUAAAAAUAAUUUUGAUUUAAUAAAAGGGAUAAUAUGAUUUCCAAUGUUUACUGUAGUGUAUCUUGUACAGAUAACAUGUAUUUUUAAAGGACAAGAAAACUGAAUUGAAGCUAUUUUUUCUUGCAUUUUUAAUUGACCUGAGGAACAUUCCGUUUGAAAUGUGCUGAAGUUGCAGCUUGUUUCUCUGUUUUCCUUACAAUGCUUGAAAUGUCUAACUAUUAAAACAGGCAAUUGGAAAAUGUUAUGCAUGUUAUUUUUAAAAAGGUGUUCUUUUUAUUUUGACUGACAGUUCAUUUUACACUAUAUAUAAUAAAAUUUCCACGAGAUGCCUUGUGGGCAAAGUA